UAUAGUGUGGAAAGUUUGUGGAAAUAGACAACCUCGCGGAGGUUGGGUGAAUUUUCGCAAAGUGAAUUUUACUCGAAAGUUAAGAUUUGAUUUUAUUCUCAUCUAAUUGGGUAAUGAAAAACCUCUAUCCAAGUUAAUACGCGUGCAUUAAAAGGAGAUUGACUAGUAGGAUUGGCCUGCGUUAAAUUAAUUAUUCCUUUGGGAAAAAAUACAGUGCUUCACAGAAAUACGAAAUAUCAUGGCGGUACCCACUACCGGUGUAGUUGUUCCUCGAAACUUUCGUUUGCUGGAGGAAUUAGAACAGGGUCAGAAAGGUGUAGGAGAUGGUACAAUUAGUUGGGGAUUAGAAAAUGAUGAUGACAUGACGCUUACACAUUGGACCGGAAUGAUAAUUGGACCACCUAGAACGCCGUAUGAAAAUAGAAUGUAUAGUUUGAAAAUUGAUUGUGGUCAGAAAUACCCAGACGAAGCACCCAGUGUAAAGUUUUUAAGCAGAAUUAAUAUGAAUUGUAUCAAUAGCACUACCGGAGCUGUUGACAAUCGCAAUGUACCAGUACUUUCCAAAUGGCAAAGAGAAUACACAAUCAAGACAGUUUUGCAAGAGCUGCGUCGUCUCAUGACACUCAAAGAGAAUAUGAAACUUUCUCAGCCACCAGAGGGCAGUACAUUUUAGCCUAACCACAUAUAAAUUUAUCACCUCUUCCUUUUUAUGGUAGCACGAGGAGAGAUAUAAUAAUAGAGGUACCAAAUAAUACUAAAAUGGUGCCCGGUGGAAAUAUAUGCUAAGAUGUAAUGCCUUUACGAAAGAAAGGCGAUAAUAGCUUGAAAAGUUGGAUAUGAAUUUUGUGUUUAGGUAAGCCGAGAAAGAGAAGAGCUGUUCGUCCUUUAAAUUUUAGGUCAUGUUUAACCGUUCGCAUGUUUCUAAUGUAAAAAGUUAUUUGUAAUUUUAGGUAAUAAAACUGUUACACGAUAGCCGUAAUCUUUCUCAUCUUAAGAGAUUAUUACCGCUUACUGUUUCUGAGAUGCUUAUGAGGUAUGUGCUCAUAAAAUAUAUUAUUCCAACUUUUCAAGCUAUUAUGGUAUAAAACAAAUAAAAGUCACACACAACAUAUUUUGAAUCUUAAACUGAAUACACCGAUUGUCUAAUAAAAAUAAUAAUCAGUAAGAAAAAAAUUAUGCCUUUGAAGUUUUUUAAAUGAAAGAGAGAAAGAACAAAUGAAAAAAAGGAGAGAAAAGAGAAGAAAAGAACAAAAAAAAAAAAAACAAUCUCUAAUAUACAAACCAACUAAUAUUUCUGUUUAUAAAUAAGUGCCAUCUCUUAUGAUUUGAAAAUUAUAAUUUUAUGGAGUUGUCUCAAUUAAUCAUAGAGACGGAUUACUGUGAAAGUUUCUAAACCUAUGUAAAUUUUGAUAAAUUGGUCAAUUGGUAAUACGUAGGUAGCUUGGAUUUAUAAUUCAGAUACAUUGAAACGAAGUUUACAGAAUAAAAUCUUCAUUGGAACAUAAUUCCUUUGAUAUGACUAAGUGACAAGAAGUAAAAGAAAAUUCUAUCUAACAAAAGUUAGAUUAUUAAAAAUGAAUUCAUCCAAAAUUUUGUAUAA
Molecule: messenger RNA, 1600 nt
Organism: Polistes dominula (European paper wasp)
Lineage: Eukaryota; Metazoa; Arthropoda; Insecta; Hymenoptera; Vespidae
Gene: Uev1A
Product: Ubiquitin-conjugating enzyme variant 1A
Source: RefSeq, a predicted model, not a curated record